Molecule: messenger RNA, 18443 nt
Organism: Pipra filicauda (Wire-tailed manakin)
Lineage: Eukaryota; Metazoa; Chordata; Aves; Passeriformes; Pipridae
Gene: BRD10
Product: KIAA2026 ortholog
Exons: 10
Coding region: 285-5768 (1827 amino acids)
Molecular function (GO): protein binding
Source: RefSeq, a predicted model, not a curated record
CCCGCCCCUCGGGAGCGAAGGGAAGGCCCGGCCGGGCGGGAAGUGCGCGCCCCGGAGCCGGGAUGCGCCGGUGCCACCGCCGGCGGCGGCGGCAGCAGGAAGGGGGCGGGCCCUGAGGGCGAGGGCGCGGUCCCCAGGCGGGCGGGGCCGCGAGCAGGCCCGGGCGGUGCUUCCCCGGCGGCGGGCGCGUCCCGCCCCCCGGUGCGGGGGCAGGGCUGGGGCCGUGCCAGGGCAGCGAGGCGGCGGCUGAGCGGGGUCUGUGUCCGCAGCUGAGCCCAGGGCGGAUGCGGCGGCCGGGCGAGGGGCAGCGCCGCGGUGCCCGAGCGGUGCCGAGGAGCCGGCCGGGGGCGGGAGACACGGACUCCGGCGGAGAUCUCCCGGCGGAUCGGCCCGCCGCCCUUCGGAGCGGGAUGGAGGAGCCCGACAAGGAGGGAGAUGGUGCCGGAGGGAAGACCGCCUGGCAGCAGAGCCUGAGUCCCGAGCUGCAGCAGGGAUACCGAAUCCUGCGCGAGUUCCUACUAGAGAAGUACCGGCCUCUGACGGCGCCGUUCCUGGAGCCCCUCGCGGAUCAGGCAUCCUUCGGAGAAGAAGGCGCCGGCUCCCCCUCGGGCCAUAAGAGCGGUCAGUCCCUCCAGCAGUUGCCAGCUGGAAUAUGGCUGUUGAAGAUGGAAGAGAAAUUUUCCAGUGGGCAGUACACAGGGAUAGCAGAUUUCGUGUGUGACUUCCGGCUUAUGCUGGAGACUUGCUACCGGCUGCACGGUGUGGAUCACUGGCUCUCCAAACAGGCCCAGAAGCUGGAGAUGAUGCUGGAGCAGAAGUUGGCGCUGCUGUCCCGGCAUUUAAGAGAGAAAACAUCAUUAGCUGUCACAUCUAGAGGAUGCUAUGGGCAGGAAGAUGAGAAAGGAACAGCAUGCAUUUCCACAAGACGUCGUUCCACACCUCGCAGUUUAGUAGGCUUGUCAACAGGCAUGUUUGAGUCUGUGAUGGUUCAGGUUCUAAGACAAGAGGAGCAGCUGAGAGCAAAAGAGGAAAAGAGGCAGAGAGAUCAAGAAAGAAAAGAAGCAGAAGAAGCCAGUCAGAAAGAAAUAGAAGAAUGGGAAAAAUCACUUUUAGCUCAAGCAGCACCUACAAGGAUGGAGACGAUGUGGGAGAUUCCAGCUAUUGGUCAUUUUCUUUGUUUAGCACAACAGAUUUUAAAUUUACCUGAAAUAGUAUUCUAUGAAUUGGAACGCUGUCUUCUGAUGCCUCAGUGUAAUGUUUUUUUAUCUAAAAUAAUGACUUCUUUGUUAAGUCCUCCUCAUCGCAGAUCUACAUUACACCGCAGGCCGACAUUUUCUUACAGGACUUGGGAAGCAGCACUGAGAAAGAAAGUACAACACUGGUAUACUGUUGUAGGGCAGACCGACAAUCCUAAUGGCGCUGCAGAAAAACUUGGCUUAUGUCCCCAGUUUUUCAAAGUGCUCGGAGAAGUUAAUCCCUUGGAGGAAAAACCAUUUCAUGAGCUACCAUUCUACCAAAAAGUGUGGCUGCUGAAAGGUCUCUGUGACUUUGUGUAUGAAACACAAAAGGAUGUUCAGGAUGCAGUGCUAGGUCAGCCUAUCCAUGAAUGCAGAGAAGUAAUUCUUGGUUAUGACUGCUUGGAGAAUGCAUAUGUUCAUUUUCCACAGUUCUGUGGUGCGGAUGUUCGGAUUUACAAACAAAAACCUUUUCAGGCUCCUGAAUUUCCAUCUCUUCCCAUCAAAGUUAAAAAAGUACCACGUAUUAAAUCAGAAAGAGUAAAACAUGAAUAUGUAGCCAAAAGCAAUGGGGAGGUCAGUUCUGCUGGUAGAGAACUGCUACAUCCUUCCAAGACAGAAGUAGAGAAAAGUAUGGACUCUGUUGUUGUCUGUCCAGAAAAAAAACUACAUUUAGGCACCUUUAGAAUCCCUACCGGGGAGAUAAACUGUGAAAUCAAAGACUCAAGAGUCUGUGACAUCAAGAAAACUGUUUGUUAUAAAGAGAACUUGAGGAGUUUGAUUACUUCAGGAGAGAUUGUUGGUGUGGGUGGUGACUCUAGUUCAAGAGAAAUAACGGAUGGGGAGAAUGGACAAGGUUAUGCUGAAAUGGCCAGACUAAAGUCUAAUACGAGUCCCUUCAAGGAGAACACACUGAAAGCUUGCCAGGUGCAUGUCAAUGGCACUUACAAUGAUUACCAAGACACCAGUUACCAUGAAUCUGCUAAAGAAACAGUGCUAGAGAACUCACUGCGAAAUAAUAAGAAACUAAAUAAGAUACUAGCAAAAAAGAAGAAAAAGAAAAAAAAGAAGUUGAAGGAUAUUCUAAAUGAAAAUCUACAGAGAAAACUUGAUGACCUGCAAAGAAAACGUGAGAUUCAUCUUCAUCCGUUCAAAUCUUAUAAAUCUGAACUCCAGAACAAGUUGUUUAUAAUUAAAAAGAAAGCAAAACACAAGAAGCACAAAUCUGGAAAAAAAUCACUAUCUAAAAAAGCAAUCACAAAGAAGAGGAAGGGUGUCAGAAAGUCUACCAUACCAGAAUUUCAGCUUAUUUGCACUAAUCUUGAUGAACUCAGGGAAUUAAUCACAAAGAUUGAGAAUGAACUCAAAGAUCUGGAGGACAUUAAAAAGAAAUCGGGAAGAUGGUACCACCGGAAGCAAGCAGUAAAGGAAUUGCAUGGUACGUUGUUACGACUGCUUAAUGAACUGUUACCAUGGGAACCAAAGCUAAUUAAAGCAUUUCAAAGAAACAGGUCUAGAUUGAAGAAGGACUAUGAUGACUUUAAAAGACAUCCAGACCAUGAUAAAUUUACCAGAGAAUUGUGGAGUAAUGAUGAAAGUGAAGUUGAUUCUGGCAAAGAAUCUUUUGCAGUAGUAUGCGGUAAAUCAUCAGAGUCUGCAGAACAUAUAGAAGUUCCCAAAAAAGAUCACUCAGACAAUGAUGAAAUGAAACUAUUAGAGAUGAAUUUACCUGCAGGAAAAAACAGAAUUCUGAAAAAAGAAACAGCUUCUAAAGAAAUCCAGAAGACACUGCCCAAAUGCAUUAAACGACAGUUCAAGCAAAAUAGUUGUCUGGAUCAAAGCACUAAUGAGCUCUCACCAAGGAAGAAAGCUAAGCUGAGCACUGUUGAGACUGUAGUCCAGAGUUCAGAAAGUAGCCUGCAGCCGGAUAGUUGUUUAACUGAGCUAAAACAGUUUGAAGGAUCAAGUUUAGAGUUUUUUUCCUUGACAGAUCCUACAACAUCAGUAUCAAACUUUCUGAAAGGGACCAAACCCAUCCAGGCCUUGCUUGCCAAGAAUACUGGGAACAAAGUGACCUUAACAAAUCAACCGUCGCCUCCCCCAGGCAUAAAUGUAUCGACUUCUGAAAAGUCAGUUUUACCACCUUCGGAAUCAUCAGUGAUCAAACCAGCAUUGCCCUGCCAGGCCAGUUCAAAGACUCCCUUACAAAUGGUAUACAAAAUGCCGAAUGGCCAUUGUGUACCAAUAGACCUUCAUAAUAACUCAGUGAAAAUUCAAAUGCAAACUGUGACUGACCCUAAAACUGGAGAAAAAGUCAUGCAACAAGUUCUUAUUUUACCUAAGAAUUUUCUUCUUCAGCAGCAGGAAGGAAAAAUUGUGUCCAAGGACGUUCAGCCACUACAACAAAAAUCAUCUGAGCUGCGCUGUACAUCUUUACCAAAAGUGUCAAAUAUCAGUGUUUCUUUAACACCUGUUCUGGUGACAGACUCUGCAAAUACUACCACUCAGUCACCUACUACAAUUUUUAGCAAGAAUAUUACCCCCUCGUCACAAGUGUCCGGUCCCAUGAACAAUACACUAUCAUUGCCUGAUGUAACUUCAGCAGGUAACUUACUAUCAUCAAAAAUUAAGGUGAACCAAACUGAAACUGACAAAAUCAAGACUACAGUUUUGACUGCUACAUUCCCUGUGUCUUUGACUUCAUCUACUCCUUCCACAGCUAGCCAGUCCUUGAUACCAGCAACAGCAUUAAGUGGGUCUGCGAACACUGAUUCUGCCUGUCAUAGUCCUGCAUCGCAGCAGCCAACUGACUCCUGUGAAACUAGGCAAGAGUUGAAGACUGUAUGUGUAAGAGAAUCACAAUCUAUUCUGGUCACAACACGAGGCGGAAACACAGGCAUUGUUAAAGUGCAAACAAACUCAGACCAAAUUUCACCUAGUAGUUUAUCUUCUAGUUCAGUUUUCACUUACACUUCUCAACUUCAGGCCUUUCUUGUACCAAAAACCACAGCAUUAUCAUACUCUACUCUUCCAUCUCUAGCAACAGCUACAUCUGGUUUCCCACAUAUUGGACAAUCAUCUGUUUCUGGAUUUGCCCCCUCAACAGCUUCUUCUGUUAACAUUCCAGCUUUCCCAGCUGAUUUUACCCAGGCAAUGGAGAAAAAUAUCAAAUUCACACUACAGCAGCCUCCUGUUGGGCACACUUCAGGUCAAGUAAUAGAGAACUCCUGCUGUGUGUCCUCUCCUUUAUCUUCCAUUUCAUUAGCUAGCAAUGUGAUGUCCACAACUCCAAACAGUCCUGUUAGUGUGACUAGCACUGGACAAAAUAACACUGUCGUAACUCCAAAUUCUUCUGUACAGCAUCAAGGGGAUACUAAAACCAAAAAAAAUUCUGUUAUACACUCUGAGUCUAAUUCAGCAACAAGUGGGGAUUUAGUCAGUGGUACUCCAGUCCAGAAAUUUACAUUAGUUACAAAUUCACCAAUUUUAUCUCCCUCUGGAGCAUCAGGAGUCAGUAUUAUACCCUCUCCAGCAUCCACUGCUGUUAAUGCUCAGAAACUGGUUUUUGUUAACACACAAAUUGCCAGUGGCCCAUCAACCACCAAUCUAGUUGCAGAGUCAUUGAGACAGAACCUUCCUUCUUCCCUAACCAAAACCUUUCUUAAUGCUACAGAGCAACCACAUUUGGUUUUGAUCCCAUCUACGAUAGGAGCACCAAUAAGAAUAAAUUCAUCACCAACUAUUGCUCAAGUAAAAGAUGUAAAAAUUGGACUAAAUAUAGGUCAGACCAUUGUAAAUACUAAAGGCAAUGCACAGGAGGCCCCACCAGUUAAUGUAUUGCAUUCUACCAUUUCUAAAGGAGAAGACAAAAAAAGCAUUGGCUUGGCGCUGUCUUUGACAAGUAGCAGUACUGUGGUUCCUGCUCCAGCUUUUGCUGUGUCAGCUAAUGAAUCUGUAUGUGUUGCAACAAAAGCUGAAAAUGCCUUUACAGUAACAAUGGCACAUGCCUGUGUAGAAUCUGUUUCAGUAGCACCAAGUGGGACUACUUCUAGGACACAGUCCACUGUCUUGACUGGUGGCAAUGAUCCCUCAAGAAUAAGGCCAGUUCUGGGUAAUCGACUUUGUACAUCAAAUAUUGGAAAUAUGGGUAUAUCAACUGUGAAAACAGGACAUCUUGCUUCAUCUGUGCUGAUUUCAACCACACAACCAACAGUAUCUCCUCAAAACUUAGCAUCUGCUUUGCAAUUUCCAUUCAUUAGCUUGCCUGGAUCUGCAGCCACCCCCCAAAAGGUGUUACAUACAGUUCCUCAGUUAGCAACAGUUCCAGCUCCUCUUCUAGUAUCAAAAAACCAGUUGCCCACGCUGCCUCAGUUUCAGUCAUCAGGAACUUCAGCUGGUAUGUCAAGUCACACAGGUAUUCACAAACCUCAGAGUGUGUUGCCCUCUCCGUCACCAAAUACAGAUGAAGGCAAUGAAGUACUGAGUUCUCAUAGCAACAUGGAGGAACUGGGAAUAGAAUCCUUGGUCCCCUGAACUCCUUCCAGCAUCCCAUCCAUUACUAAAGGUUUCCUGCACAAAUUCUUAUUUCCAGAGUGGGAAAGGAGGGAAGACACCUUUUAAGAGCAUUGUUGGUUCUAGCUGCUCAUGAAAUCAAAAUAUACAUCAGAUUUCAAAACUCCUACCACUAGCACCCUCAGAUAAGGGCUCUGAGUUGCUGCUGGAAGAAAGCCAUAAAGUCAUACCCUGUAGGAAGCCAGUCGUUACAUACAUCCAGACCAUGUUGAAUCCAAAAAAUCCCAGUGCCAUUCCUGAAAAAGCCAGGAGUCCUCCAGUGAUCACAACUGCCCGAUGGGUGUAUCGUGCACAUAAUGAACUGGCAACAGGUGCUGGAUCAGCAGCAAAAUUGGAGAAAGAAAAAUACAUUAGGAACAUUAAGCUGAUUGACAUGACCAAAUAAUCAAAUAAAUCAAAUAAAGUACCCUUAUAACUCUUGUCUCAAGCAGACUUAAUUCUUCUGGAUGGAGCAGGACAUCAACUGCAAUUUCAAACUUGGAUCCUUACUGACAGGGAAAUGACUGUCCCUGGCAGUCAGAUUUUUAAAUAUAUUCAAAAUAUGUAAUCUUUUUUAAAGGGAAAGAGCAUUUCAGUGCCUUCCUUGCAGGACAGUUCUACUGAAUUUCAUGUAAGGAUAUACAACUAGCAAUGUGACAGAAACUAGUGUAGAAUUUUAGCAGGAAGUGAAACCUCAAUUUUAUUAUUGAGACUGUAUUAUUGAUAUGGUUGGCACGGAAACCUUCUGGAGGAAAAUAACCUUUGUUAGUUUUGCAAAAUCAUAUCUUUAUGGAAUUACAAAAGUUUAUAAAGGACAAAAAAAGCAGUGUUUAUUUUGUGGUUAUGCUUUUUACAGGACAUUUGCAGUUCAUUUCUUAAAUCUUUAUUUUAAGGGUACCGUUUCAGCAGAGUGCAGGGACUGUUCAGCACAAGGGCAAAAAUGCAGUAGGUAGAGAUCUGACAGGGCAGCAACUGCUUUAUCUCUAUUCCCUAUCUAGAAGCACCUGAAAUGCCAGGGAUAUUUUUGUUUAAUUAAGGAUCAGUUAUAUUGCCUCGCUGUUUUUCCACCAGCAUCACAGAGAUGAGGUCAAGGCCGUAAGACUUCUUUAAAUAGCCUUGGCCACUAGGGGACUCCUAAGUACCACCUGGCAUCGGUCGGCUCCCUUCAAUACAUUACUGUUCUGGGAACUGGAAUUCAGUUAACGAGGACCAUGCUUGUAAGUUGAAAUAAGUAGGAAGACAAUGAAGAGAGGGCAGUCAGUAAGGAAGGUUUCAUAGUAGUUUGUAGGGGCAGGUUGUUCUAGGUUCACCUGUAUUAGGAUCAGAAUUAAGAGAAUUUGGUGGCUAGGAUGAGUGAAAUAAAUCUGGCAGAGUAUAAUGGCUGCAAAAUGUGCAGGAUGUACAUUGUCUGAUAGCAGACAGACCUGGCAGAAGUUAUACAAACCCCAGAUGUCUCAUCAGAAUUUACAGCAAAAAUAUUAUGAUUUUAUAAACAUGUAAAAAUUAUACCAAAAUUCAGUCACGGUCUCUAAGAUGUAGUGGAUGAGACAUGAUAAAGCAGAUACAGUUGGAGAAUCAUACACUAUGAUGAGAAAAAAAAAAGAGAAAAGUAGACCUAGGAUAACUUCUAUGAAAGUGCUUUAAGACAAGAGAGAGAUCUGCAGUUGGAGCAGAAAUACUACCAAAAUCCAAUUUUUAAAUAGUGGAAAAGGAGGACAGGCAGAAAUUGAACAUGGGGUAGAAGAAGAAGGAAAGAAGAUAACCAAAGAACUAGAAAUGGAAAAAAUAGCUAGAUUCCACAGUCUGGAAGGAUAAAGAGUAACACACAGAAAACUUACAAGAAAUGAAAAGGGAUUAUAAUCACAGUGCGAAGAGAAAGGUGAUGGGAUGUGUACAUCAGUACCAAGAGAAAGCCUGUGAAUGUGAUGGGGAGAACCCUUGCUCUGGUAAACUGAACAGCCUGUUGCAAGUGCAAACCCUGGGAGUAGAAGCACAUGCUCUCCUUCCAUACAAGAACAGAGCUGAUGUUGGAAGGAUCCAGACAGGACAAAAUAAUAAUUCAGUGAUCAUCCUUCAUACUGAACCAAAUGACACUGAAGGUUUCCCAGAAGAACACGAUAAGAAAGACUAAGCUAGGCCCGGAAAGAUGCUCAAAGAACUGGAGGUUCAGAUGAUCUUAAGCAGAAAGUCUUCUGGUCCCUGUAAAUGAAGCAAAGGCAGGAGAAGAUGAGGACAAUUACAUACUGAUCUGAGACAUUAUAAACUGCUAUACAGAGGGGUUUUGGAACAUUUGGCCAUCAAGCUGUAUUCACUGAAAGAGGGUUGUUUUCAUCUCAAAGGAUGAAAAACAAUUUCUGCUGAAAAUUAUAGCUGCCUUCUUGGAACUAGGCUGGUCUCAGACCUGGCUAGGCAAAUACAGUUUUGCUGGUUUAUAUUUGAUAUUAUUAAUAUGCUCAAUUCCUUGAUACAUUCCUAUAUAAUGUAAAUACGUGUUUAAACCAAAACAAAACCUAACUAAAACAGGACUUUGAGUUCUUUUGUCCUCUUACGUUGUUUUUUUUUCUCAUUAAGUUUGUAUGCCUGAGUGACAAAACAGUACCACAGUAGGUCUGUGAUAAGUCUAAUUUGUAAACCAGAUUGAUAGAUUUAUUCAUUUCUGUGGUCUGUGAAGCAAGUUUUUCAAUUUUUUUUUUUCAGUUAAUUAUUUCUGUCACUGCAAAACAGGCAUCAAGGAUAGCAGUUUAUGGAACUGAUAAAAUCUUUUCAACCCAUGACUUGCUUUAUCCUUUGACUUUGGAUUAUUCUUUGAUUCUUCUGAAUACAUUUUUUAAAGAAAGAUCAGUUGUUCAUGAUGUUUGGAAGUACUGCAAUUCCAAGCGGUAAUACUGAUAGGUGUGGACUGAGUAGGAUGCAUAUAAUUAUAUAGUGUCUAUGCAAUGAAAUGUCUUCACAAACAAAAUUAUGAUAGCAUUUAUUACGUAAGGAUAUUUACCUAUUACAACCAUAUAUCUGUAUGAGAAUAUGUAGAGCAGACUUCACAAAUUCUGUACAUUUCAAGCCUGCACAUGUUUAGAAUCAUCAUCAUCAUGUGAAGGAUCAUGCAGUUUACAAGGGCGCAAAGGACUCUCUUAACAACCAAGCUGAGUCAAAUGCAGUAUGUUUUCUAUUUUUCUCCUUCGUUUGGUGAGAUAUGGUAUUUGGCCUGCUCCCAUAGCUCAUUGCCUUUGACUGGGAUAGUUCACUCUCUCUUCCCCUACGCUCAGCUUGCAUGAUCUUGUCUUUCUUGUGCUCUGAGUGAACUGAUUUUUUUUUUCUUUUUAACUCUGUGAGUUUUCUGUUAGAUAAAUGACUUGCAAUCAUCCUAAAGGGGUUAAAGGAGAGCCAGAACUGGCAAUACAUGCAAAGAAGGGGGAUCUUGGCAAAGACAGAAAGGAGAAGUGUGAGAAGGCAGGACUGAGAAUCAUCAUUUUGGUAGCAGAUGGUUUAUCUGAUAGACAGGGUUACGGUCCUUAAGUUUAAAAGUACUUUGAAAAAGUGACAGUCGCUCUGAGAUCAGUGAACUUGCACAAACUGGUUUAAGAGCUUGAUUCAACAAGCUCUGUAGUUAUUAGAAUUAUUUCCAAUGAGUUUAACUCAAAGCCUGUAGCAAAAUUGAAUCAUGAGUUCAGGAACAUGAAGUUCUUUAUGGCAAUCAGAUUCCUGUGUAUCUAGAGUGUCAUUAUUAACCAAUUCCAUAUCUGAGGCAGCAAAUGCUAAUUUUCUGUAAGAAAUUUUUCUGUAUUUUCUGUAGAGACAGAAGAAGAAAGUCUUGUCCUUACAUAUUUUUGGUUUGGGUUUUUCUUAAGGAAGCUUUUCAAACUUGUUUUAGUAGUUAAUACAUUAAAAUUAAAUGCUAGAGGAGCACUUCUACCUACCUCCUAAAUGAAAGAUGGCAAUAGUUACUGAUGUGAUCCAGGAAGUGGUGCUUGCAAGUCCAUCAAAGUGCUGCUGGAUUUCAACAAAGAACAGACCAAAAGUCUUGAGAACAGCAACAGUGAGGCCCAUCACCAUGAAGGCUGACACUACCACAACCCAUCCAUAGCCACCAUCUGGUGGAUUGCUGUCUUCAGCCUGCAUCUUUUUUAAUUCUCAGAUCUUCUCUGGGCUUUGGGUUGGCUUUUGAUUUUUUUUUUUCCUGCAGUGGUAGUGAUGGUGAUGAGGAUUUUUAACAGAUCUGCAAAUUGGUAGAAGACUCAUUGUUAAAGAAAUGAAUUAAAGUAUUCUAGGAAUGGCUUACACAGAUUAAUUACCAAAUUAAAAUACAAUAUGCAUUACAGCAGUUUGACUGAAAAUAUUACCUGAGGAACUGAUGCCCCAGGAGACAGAAGACUGAGUGAAGAAAGCAAAACAAAAGAAAACAAAAAGAAAGGAAAAAUAUUCAAGUAUGGAGUGCAGGAAAGAGAAAAAGAAGCAUAUGUGAACAUGAGAGAAGACUAUGGGAAAAGAUGCAGAUAAGCAAAUUUUCAAACACAGGCUGGGGAUCCUACCCUUUCUAGUAACUUCAAGAACCCUAUCCCACCAUUUUUCAAACCAAUAUAUCAUAGUAAACAGAAAAUAAAAUGCCUCAUAGGUUACCAUACUUCCUAACAUUCUCUGAGCAUAGCAAUCAAUUUAAUGAAUUGUAAAGCCAUCAAGGCAAUUGUUUAUACCCAUCAGCCUGUUGUCACAAUUUUGUGUGUAUAGAUAAAUCACUAUUAUAUUUGCUAAGUUGCUUCUAUGAGUGGUAUUACUAGUGCAACAGAAGAUGUUAUAGAAAAAAAGAAAAUAUUCCCAAGCUGAAAAGGACAGGAAAUCAGUCUGUUUCAAUAUUCUGGGUAUCCAAUAAAUGGAAAUAAAUGGAAGCUACUUCACUUAUCUGGAAGUCUGAACCUAGUGGACUUUCCAUUCCUGAGAUGGCAGCCUCUCAGAGAAAUACUUCACCUCCCAUUUGGCAAAUACGAAAAUGACAUUUAAAACAAAAGAAUUCCCAUUGAAGGUAUUCACUAUGGGAGUCUAUCAAUCUCGACACUUUCCAUUUUUUAAUCAUUGCAUAAGUUCCAGGAAUACUGCAAACCUGUUUUUUAUUGUCUGUGCUUUGUCUCUAAAAAUCCCAUGUGAAUUUGCAACUUUAACAUGGGAAUGUAUAAACUUAAAAAUUCUUGCUGUUGUAAGCAAAUCUCUAAUUCAGAACCAUUACAAUGUUAUCUCAGUAAUUCCAGUGACAACUGGUCUUCUCCCUGUGUAAAAAGAUGUGUGUGAUCUCGGAAAUGGUAUUCAGCAUAAACUUGGUGUUACUCUGGUCUCUGAGGAGUAAAUCAGGGAACCAGUAUGAGGUAUGGUACUGGACAUCUGAGGACUACCUGUACACUGUGAAACUUUGGAGCUUCCUGCCACAUAAGACUGUGGAUACUUGAACUUCACAUGGAAAUAUUAGAUAAAUCUGUGCUGUACAAAACUAUUGAGGAUUAACAAAUGUUUUAAAAUGGCCCCUGACUCAGAAAGUGUCCAAGCUGCAGCUAGUCCAAAUUCGGGAUGUAUCACUUUAUCCUUACUCUGUUCUUAAUCUUAAAGAUCCACUUUUGGCCUGAACCAAUAUAGCUGUGACUGACUUACAAGGAACGCUGCGUAAGAAUUUUAGGGUCCUCAGCAUUUUAGCAUUUAUAAACAUUAUUGGCUCCUACACUGCCAAGCAUUUUUGCCAAAAUGGGGUGCAUGCUUCCUUUUGAAGGCAUCUUAAUAGGCAAGAACAUCUUAUUAAACACAUCAUCAAAGAAGUGUAUUUCCCCUUAGAAAUUUUGUGACAAACUUGGAGUAAUCAUAUAGUGCAUGGUGGGCACAGGAUCUGGCUGAGGGAGGGAAACAUUCAUUUUUCUGGUUUCUUCAUGGACACUAAAUUCUGGGCAGGUAUAUUGUACAAAAUGCAGAAGACCAAAGAAGAGAUGACACCCCUCUCUUGGAGGGAGAAUGGGAGCUUGAGAUAGCCGGAUGUACUAUCCUUAAAAUUAUCUUCCCUGUGUGCAGCUGGGAAAAAUGAGUGUUAGGGAAAUCCAUACCAGUAGAAUUUAUUCAGUACAAAGCAGCAGUCACUAGUCCUGUGAUUUGCUUCACUGAGGUGUAUGAUCUCAAGAGGACCUAAAUCACUUCAGCAGGGUGGGAGAAAGAAUCCAUCAGAGCCUUUUAGAUGUCAGAAGCAAAAUCAUUCUGCUGACAUGUCUGGACUAACAUGUGGCACUGGACAUAGUUAGCCAGACAAUCAGUUGCACAACAACUCAGACAACAUCCUGAAAAAUCUUAGAACAGCCACAAGAGAGAGAGGACUGCCUUGUGGUUGAGGUCUAUAUGAAGGAAACUGGUUUUCAUUCCCACAGUUUCUGGGUGACCUUAAGCAAGUUGUUUGAUCUUGCUGUGCCUGUUUUCUCAGUUGGCAAAUGCAGCUAAUACUUCCAAAGGUCAUAAAUUUUGUAAGGUAAAAACUGUUAAUACUCAUAUUAGUACUCAGAUACUAUGAGAAAAUACAGAAUCUAGAUCAAGCUGUAGCCAUGUUUUCUGAUAUUGCUGGGUUCAAGUACCAUGGUCAUAAUUUUGUUUGAGAACAUAAAAAAACAUAAAAAAGAUGCAAGACUUAAGCUAAAUGAGCCUGCCUAGGCAGAGAGAUACUGAUAUUUCUGUAUUCUGCAUGGGCAUGCCUGGGCAAGGGAUUAUGAUUUGUGCCACAAGACAGAUAGGAGAAAUCCUGCUACUUACCAGGCAGCACUCAGGCUAAAACAGGCAUGAUAAAAUCUACUACUUCCUGACACCACCCAGCACCCUUCACCUUCAUUAGGCAAACUCUGCUCCAGGAGGAAUAUAAAUCAGGCCCUACUGCUCACAAAACUUAGAUGAACAGCAUUUUUCCUUACAACAAAUAUAUCUUUUAUGUCACAGCUUAGAAUUCAGCCCUCAGAGUCCCUUUUAAUGAUCACAGUGGUACAUGUAACUUCAAAUGAAAUUCCUGUUUCAGUUGCAUGAUUAAUGUAGUUAUCUCCAACAGCCCUAUAGAUUUGAAAGCAGUGCAGCUACAUACAUGUUGGGAAGGGUUGGAAUGCCUGAACAGGGUAGAAGAAAGUAUAGAUGUUGCAAUGGGUGAACAUGCUUCUGACACCAUGCUUUGCUUUCUUCCUCCUUCACUUGCAAGAGAAAGUUUAUUACAAGAUGAUGUAGUUCCAAAAAACGUAAGCUGAAAAAACCCACACAGGAUUUCAUUUUGCUCUUAGCUAUUGAAUAAUGGUAAACAGUAAGGUUUUAGUAUCUUCAGUUUCUCAUCUUCUCCCUGAAACUAGUCUUUUAAAAGAAAGGAGAAAAAACCUGAAGGGAAAGUCCUCUUUCUGUUGUGCCAACACACAAGAUUCCUCAAAGAAUAUAAAGCCAUGUCUGGAAGAAUCAUCACUCUGUCUGGCAUCCCACUGACUCCUACCUCCAAGAUUUCUCAUGGCAGCUGGAGUGGAUGCCCUGUGAGACAGGGGCUUCAAUCAGGAAAGCCACAAUGCUGUCAUCUGUGCUUGGUGUGUUCAUCAGCAGGAGCAGACAGCUCUGCUAGUAGUAUCAUUAUCCUUACAGAAAAAUUUGCCAGCAAGAACACACAGGUAGGAGUGCAACCUUUAUCUUUGCAGCUGAAUAGCUAGAGAGGCACUUUCUGAGACACUGCAGGUGUUCCUCUAUUCAUGCUCUACAAGUUCUCCAAGCUGCUUCUGCUUUUAUUCAUGUCAUUGACUCAAAAGGCUUAUCAAACAAUAAUAAAAAUAAAUUAUAAAACGCUUAUCUGACUGCUUGCAUUUGAGGGCGCCAUAUAAACUUGUGAAGACUGAUACUUGUUUUACCCGGUUAUCUUGUUCCAUGUUCUAAUUCACUUUUUACAAAAGAGCAAAUGAGUUGAAUACAUUUGCUGCACAUUGCAGAACAACUGAGCGGUGGAAUCAAGAAAAGACUCUUGUUGGUAUGAAUCCUAAUCUUCUUGUUUUCAUGCAAUUCAUAUAUAAAACUCCCCAGAUAACUGUAUUCACUCUCUCUUAGAGGCUGAGUGGACUCCUUGUGAGCUGAUGAUACGUUACAGAAACAGGUUCCCCAGGAAGACAAAAAAGGCAAGUAUUAAAUUUUUCCACACUUAGAUAAAGAAAUACAAUUCGUAAGUGGAGGUUUGAUUUGAGUUUCCAGUACAAGUAGAGUACUUUACCUUUGAUUCAGACUUAGCAAAAAAAAGAGAAAAGCAAGAAAAACAUACUUGAUGUACACAGAGGUACAACUACUUUUUACCAAAAGCUGAUACCUUGAAACAGGAAUUACAUAAAACUAAAUACAAAGUAGAUCUUUAAUAAAUUGUCAGCAGAUUAACAAAUAUAAUCUUGUCUUAAUUGUUGUAUUAGAAGAAAGAAAUAAUUGUAAAUUAUGCUGAAACUUCCUCCACACGUGCCUUUAUACACUAGCAAGGAACAGGUACUUACUGUGUUUGUCACACUCAGAUACCUUAUGGUCUUCAUAACACUCAGACUGGCUCUGCUGAUGCUCACUGGCCACUACAGCUUGAUAUACAAUAGAGCUGUGCUAGUUACUGCUCUUGAGAUACAAGUUCAGGAGGAACUCUUAAUUAAAUUCUCCUUUCUAACUUCGUAACAUCAUUUUAGAAGGAAUCAGUCUAAUAAAUAUGAUCUAUAACACAGUUUAUUGACAGGGCAUAUCGGGGGGAAAAGAGGGCCUGAAUGCUCUGAGCAAUCAGUUUGAAGUAACAAAAAUCAAAUAUAGUAUCAAGAAAUUACCUUAUUCAGGCAACCAAGGCUUGUAGGGUAUAUGAAGCUUUUCUUUCACUUUCCUUCACCUUCCAGUUGUAUGUAAGUUCUUGAGUUGUACUGCAAACCACCAGGUCAUCUUUCUCAUCUGAACAACCAUCGGACUAUCUGAAUAAACCGAUCUGUCUCAUUCAGGAUGUGUAAGCCAUCAGAUUUUAUACAAAUCCCCUCCUCCUCUCCUCAAAAGUCAUUUGACUCCACCUACACUCAGAAAAACAAAGUUCUGUCCUGAGUAGAGAUCAGAGAAAUAAAAAUCAGGAGUGGAUGGAGGAAACAAGAGGAGGAAGGCAAAUUUUGUAAUAUAUCUGCACUGUAUUUGUACUAGCCUUGGACUGCUGUCCACAGUUUUUACUGAACUCAACUAUUGGACCAACCCAAAAGUUCAGCUGUGUCAUCUGACUUCAAACUCCCUGUUGUUCUGUGGCAUUUACUGCCAAUGUUUAUUUAAAUUUGAAAUUAAUUUGUAGCUUCUCUAUGGUUGUGCUGUUGGGCAGAUGUUGGCUUCAGCUGAGCAUCACAUACCCUGCAGCAACUACAGAAAUUAUAGGAAGCUUGAAUAAGCUCUCCAGGACCCAAGCCUGAUACAUACACAUUCAGAACCUUUCAUCAAACCAGAGCAGUCCCUUUGCUGUGUAAUUUAAGGGCCCACAAUUCCUUAUAUACUGCUGGAUCUCGUAAAGCUUUUCUCUCCCUGCUCUCACUGCUAGUUUACUGCUAGCAGUAACUGAUUCUGCUUCCCAGCAAUUUGUCUUGCACUAAGGUUGUGGUGGCUAUAGCCUGCUAUUGUAGUAGUUGCGGGGGAGCACGGUGGGUUGUUGCAGUAGCUUCUUUGUUUUUGUAAUCUUUUUAUUUACAUGUUUGUGUGCUUACUUCAUGACUUGAUCGGUAACCUGUGUAGUUAGUGUGUGCUAAGGGGAAGUAUAAAUAUACAGUCAGUUGACCUGUGUAACUAAGAAGCAGAUAUAUUUCAUAUUUUUGGCAUAUUUGAAGUGGGAAGUCAGUAAGUUUGUGUGGUGACAUUCUAAUUUCUUUUGCUGGAAGAAUUCUCUAGGACUGUUUUGUAGGGCUGUAGAAGUCAAAAGCAUGGAAAAGAAAAAUUAUGGGGUAGUUUUUGAACUGUAUUAAGUGCACAUUGCUGAUAAAAAAGUUGCUGCCACUCCUACUUCACCUUCCUGCUACCAGGUGGGCUUUCAUGCAGUGAACCAGACUGGUGAACUGACCCUGCUGAUCACUAUCCUGGGGCAGUGUCUCAAUGUGGAGAAACACAUUUUGUGCUUUCACAAUGCAGAAAGCAGAAAAAUGUGGCCAGGAAUGAAACUGGGCAGAUAAGACCGCUUAAUCCAGAGGAGAAAUUCACCUGGCAGCUGUAUACAAAUAGUGUAUCCAUGUGUACGGUGAAGCUGUCAGCCUAAAAACUCUCCCUUAUAGAAAAGGAAAGGCAGGUGACUCCAGUGGUGGUAAUGAGGAACAGUAGCUGAAUUGUGGAUGUCCUUCGUGACAAAGUGUCAGAGUAACUUUUCAGCAUUACACGUCUCAGGUCUUUGUUCUUCCUUCCUCACACACUGGAGAGAGUUAUGCGCUAUGUCGCUGCAUUGCAUCUGUCUGAGCAACCUGCGAGUCUCUAAGCUGAAAGAUGUCUUUAUGCUGGAUUUUCUUACAUAAAAGAGUAUAUAUAUAUAUAUAUAUUCUGACACAUAUAUACUGGACUGGGAGGUCAGGUCCUUUCACAGGCUUAUUUUCCCUCCUAACUCUAUAGGUCUGUGCUACCUUCCCGAGCCCCAUGUAAAAAAAAAUAAACUGUAGCAACUGUAUCUGCAGAGAUGGAUGACACUAGGCUAUAUUGUCCAGACAGAUAUGCAUAGGACGGUGACCAUGAUACACUCUGAUAAACAAGACUACAUUUCUUACACAACCAGAGCUGUGAACCAGAUGGAGCAAACAGCAAUCCAGAUGGAUCAUAGCAGAGCUGAAGCCUCUAUGGACAACAUGGGCCCCAGUGUUGUACCACUCUCACUGCGGUUUUUCCCCCUCGUAAUAUUCAAAUUGAAUUUUCCUUACUGUAGCUUAUGACUUUGACCCUUUGUCAUUUCCUUGUGCUACUUAAUGGAAAGCAAAAGACUUACUAUUAGAACAAAAUUGGCAAUGGUUUAAGCAGAAGCUGACUAUAUGUGUGUUUUUGAAAUGCCUUUUUCUCAAUAUUAUCAAAACUGAAGUUAGUGAUUGUGUUCUCUGCUGCUGUAAAUUAUUUCAGCUCCAUGGAUUUCAAAGUUAUUUCACCCCUUUCACCACCAGAGAAUUUAUUGACUGAUUUCCAACUGGAAUAGGGCUGCUUUUAAAGAAGAUACAAUAUAUCUAUCUAUUGCCUGUUUAUUAUUAUUAUUGCAGUAUAUAUAAAAUAUGGGAAAUAAGUCUCUCAAGUGUAGUUCUUAUUUAAAUAUACUGCACAAAUGUAAAAAGCCAGUCUGGCACAAAUACACACAUAAACCUGGCAGAGUCUCCUUGCAGUCAUCUGUGCUCAAAUGGAAGGACAAAGAGCUUAUGAAACCAUGCCUCCUGCAUUCAUCAGUCCUUGGUGGUGAUCAUGCUUGUCCGCCUACCUGGAACUACCAGCUCUUAUCACAUACAUCCUUCUUUUUUUUUUUUUUUAAUGACCAAAGCCUUCUGAUAGCAUUAAUAAACAGAUAAUAAGGCAAGAUAAAAUUUGACAGGUAACAGGAUUUGUCAACUAAGAGAACAUUGAUUGAAAUGACUAAAACAAAAUUACCGGUUUGAUGUAAUAUGGGUAGCCUGAACAUGAAUUGUCUGAGGACCGUGUGCAGGAGAGAUAGAAUGGGAAAGGAGUGGGAAACUAUUAUGAAAAAAUAAACAGGCUGACAUUACUGCCAAGAUAGCUGACAUGGAAUGCUAAACAAACUUGGGUAAGAAAUGUGGGUCUGUGUAGAGGGACUUGAGGUCUUGUAGGAAAAAAAGAGAUUAAUCUUGAUGUGAUUAGAAAAGGAGAACCAGGAUGGUGGUUCAGUUGCAUAAAGUUAGGCUGAUGAAGGAGGUGAUUUCUUUGCUUGUGUUUUUUGGAAAUACGAUAGCUGGCAGUGAUAGCUGGCAGAUAUCAGAGGGGCUAAAGAGCAGAAAGAGGUAGCAAUCAAGCAAGUGAGUGAUUAGGGUUUGGCAGAAGCUGUCAGACUGUAAAAAGUGAGAUAUUUAACAGAUAAAGGAAGAAUAAAUGGCUUAUAUUUGGACUGGGUUCUGGUUAUCCUAUUAUCAGUUUAACAAAUUCUUAUUAGUUUAAGAUUGACUGGACCUUUCCAGGCUGAAGGCAAAUGAAGAAAAAGCCUUCUGUCCUGAAAUCACAGUAAGGUGUGCUGAUUGCCUCCCUGCCCCCUCUCCAGGUUAACAUCAAUCCCUGACGUCCAACCUCCAUUUAAUAACAAAGGGAAUGCUGAGCCGGCACGGAAAGGGGGCAGAGCAUUCAGAAGAAAGAGGGUGACAUAGAACCUGAAUCGGCUGCGAAGGCAGCGUAUAUCUAUCUGAACAAAGUUUGUUAGUUUUGUUUUUCGACAAGAACUAAUCAGUUCAUAUUUUCUGUGUAAUUCUUGGUUGUGAUUAUAGCUCCCAAUACAAAAUAACAAGGUCAGAAGGAGAAGGAGCACAGAAAAUGAGUAUUGCUAAACAGGGAAGAGGGAAAAGCACUGCUUAAGUUUAUCAAAACAGCAUGUCUGAUGCAAACAGUCUCUCUGUGCCCUAUCAAUCUCGAAUCUGUGGGUGGUUCUUCUUCCACUUCCUGUUCUGAAAUGAGUGACCAGGGUUUAAUCAUUCUGCUUUA